UGGCGGUGGUGCUGAAACAGUGAAGAUGGCGUGCUGCAGGAGCUGUUUAUGUUGCCAGUGCUGUUGCAGAGAUGCAGAAACCAGGACGCCCGAGGAACUGACCAUCCUGGGAGAGACCAGAGAGGAAGAGGAUGAGAUUCUGCCCAGGAAGGAUUAUGAGAGCCUGGACUAUGACCGCUGCACCAAUGAGCCAUACAUGGAGGUGCUUGAGGGACUGGACAACAAGAAAGCCAAAAAGUACGAGGCGGUGAAAUGGAUGGUGGUGUUCGUAAUAGGAGUAUCUAUAGGGCUGGUCGGCCUGUUUGUGGAUUUCUUUGUCCGCCUCUUCACGCAGCUGAAGUUCAGUGUGGUUGGAAGCUCGGUGGAGGAGUGCAGUGAGAAGGGCUGCCUGGCGCUGUCCCUGCUGGAGCUGCUGGCCUUCAACAUGACCUUCAUCUUCAUCGCCAGCGUCCUCGUCCUCAUAGAGCCUGUGGCAGCUGGUUCAGGUAUCCCGGAGAUCAAGAGCUACCUGAACGGGGUGAAGAUACCUGGCAUCGUGCGCCUGCGAACCUUCAUGUGCAAGGUGGUGGGAGUGCUGUUUGCAGUGGCAGGAGGUCUGUUUGUGGGCAAAGAGGGGCCGAUGAUCCACAGCGGUGCCAUCGUUGGAGCUGGACUGCCCCAGUUCCAGAGCAUCACUUUCAAGAAGAUACAGUUUCACUUCCCCUACUUCCGCAGUGAUCGGGACAAGCGUGACUUUGUGUCAGCGGGGGCGGCGGCGGGUGUGGCGGCUGCCUUCGGGGCUCCUAUCGGGGGCACCCUCUUCAGCCUGGAGGAGGGCUCCUCCUUCUGGAACCAGGCCCUCACAUGGAAAGUGUUGUUCUGUUCCAUGUCGGCCACCUUCACUCUAAACUUCUUCCGGUCUGGCAUCAACUACAACAAGUGGGGCGCCUUCCAGUUGCCAGGCCUGCUCAACUUUGGAGAGUUCAAGUGUUCUGACGGUGAUAAGGCGUGUCACCUGUGGACUGCGGUGGACUUGGCCUUCUUCGUGCUGAUGGGCAUAGUGGGGGGGCUCCUGGGGGCCCUCUUCAACUGCAUCAACAAACGCCUGGCACGCUACCGCAUGAAGAACGUGCACCCCAAAGCACGCGGAGUCAGGGUGGUGGAGAGCCUGCUGGUGUCCAUGGUAACGACGGUGGUGAUCUUCGUGGCAUCCAUGACUCUGGGAGAAUGCCGAGACCUGACGCCUCCCAACCCAACACACAACGCCACAGCACUGGAUUCUGGGGGUGUGGAUGUGAACUCCACCAUCAGACAGUUCUUCUGCUCCAAUAACACCUACAAUGACAUGGCCACCCUGUUCUUCAACCCCCAGGAGGUGGCCAUUCACCAGCUCUUCCACCAGGAGGCUACCUUCAGUCCGGUGACGUUGUCUCUGUUCUUCGUGCUCUACUUCCUGCUGGCCUGCUGGACCUAUGGGGUGUCCGUCCCCUCCGGCCUCUUCGUCCCCUCCCUGCUCUGCGGAGCCUCCCUGGGACGCCUGCUGGCCAACGUCCUCAAGAUAAAUCUGGGCAUGCACAUCUACUCCGGGACCUUUGCCCUGAUUGGUGCAGCAGCCUUCCUGGGGGGCGUGGUACGCAUGACCAUCAGCCUGACCGUCAUCCUCAUCGAGUCGACCAAUGAGAUCACUUAUGGCCUGCCCAUCAUGAUCACACUCAUGGUGGCCAAGUGGACAGGAGACUUCUUCAAUAAGGGCAUUUACGACAUCCACAUCCUGCUGAAGGGAGUUCCACUACUGGAGUGGGAAACAGAGGUCGAGAUGGACAAGUUGACGGCGAGUGACAUCAUGGAGCCCAACCUGACGUACGUGUACCCCCACACCCGCGUGCAGUCGCUGGUCAGCAUCCUGCGCACCACCGUGCACCACGCCUUCCCCGUGGUCACCGAGAACAGAGACAACGAGAAGGAGUUCAUGAAAGGCAACAUACUGAUCAGUAAUAACAUCAGGUUCAAGAAAACGAGUGUGUUAACGCGAGCGGGCGAGCAGCGUCGGCGGUGCCAGUCGAUGAAGUCGUACCCGUCCAGCGAGCUGCGGAACGUGUGUGAUGAGCAGGCGGCCGCAGCGGCCGCAGUGCCCACUGAGGAGGGACAAGACAUCCUACAGCAGAUGCUGGAGAGAAGGCACCAGCCGUACCCCAACCUGUACCCAGACCAGUCUCCCAGCGAGGACUGGACUAUGGAGGAGCGCUUUCGACCUCUGACCUUCCACGGCCUCAUCCUGCGAUCGCAGCUCGUCAACCUGCUCAUACGCGGAGUCUGCUACGCAGAGAACCAGUCGAGCGCUUCCCAGCCGCGUCUCUCCUUCGGGGAGAUGACUGAGGACUACCCACGAUUCCCUGACAUCCACGACCUCGACCUGGCACUGCUCAACCCACGCAUGAUCGUGGAUGUCACGCCGUACAUGCACCCCAGCCCCUACACGGUGUCCCCCACCACACACGUGUCUCAGGUCUUCAACCUCUUCAGGACCAUGGGCCUCAGACACCUGCCCGUCGUCAACGCCGUGGGAGAGAUCGUAGGCAUCAUCACGAGACACAACCUCACACACGAGUACCUGAUGGCCAAACUCCGACAGCAUUACAUCACCAUCUGAGGGGAGGGGCCAGGAUAACACUGGCUUCACCGAUUGGACUGUUUAGUUGGCCCAAGGCCACACCCACCAACUCACCCACCCACCCACCUCCAGACAGACCAGCACGCCAUGUAUGGGUGGACGUGGACAACGCCCCCCCCCCCACCAAACCACCCCCCUCCGCUGCCUACUCCUGGCACCACAUGGUACCACCAACCAGAU
Molecule: messenger RNA, 2830 nt
Organism: Engraulis encrasicolus (European anchovy)
Lineage: Eukaryota; Metazoa; Chordata; Actinopteri; Clupeiformes; Engraulidae
Gene: clcn6
Product: chloride channel 6
Exons: 24
Coding region: 26-2629 (867 amino acids)
Biological process (GO): transmembrane transport; chloride transport
Cellular component (GO): lysosomal membrane; intracellular membrane-bounded organelle
Molecular function (GO): voltage-gated chloride channel activity
Source: RefSeq, a predicted model, not a curated record